This is a messenger RNA of Chiroxiphia lanceolata (lance-tailed manakin), 2524 nucleotides long. It is a transcript of the gene ADAM33, whose product is annotated as ADAM metallopeptidase domain 33. Bases 15 to 1457 code for a protein of 480 amino acids. The transcript is spliced from 11 exons. Lineage: Eukaryota; Metazoa; Chordata; Aves; Passeriformes; Pipridae. The record is from RefSeq and is a predicted model, not a curated record.
AGGCGGCCGGGACGAUGUGCCGGGAAGCAGCGGGAUCCUGUGACCUCCCGGAAUAUUGCACUGGUGCCUCUCCCUACUGCCCAGCCAACGUGUACCUCCUGGAUGGCUCCUCCUGUGCCUAUGGAGAGGCCUAUUGCAACAAUGGGAUGUGCAUGACCCACCACCAGCAGUGUGUCCAGCUCUGGGGACCAGGUGCCUGGCCAGCUCCAGACGCCUGUUUCCAGGACGUGAACAUGGCUGGGAACACCUACGGCAACUGCGGCAAGGACAGCCAAGGGCGCUACGUCAAGUGUGACAAGAGGGAUGCCAUGUGUGGAAAGAUCCAGUGCCAGAGCUCGGCCAAGAAGCCCCAGGGGACCAACACGGUGUCCAUCGACACCACGAUCCGCUUCAACGGGCGCGAGGUGAAGUGCAGGGGCACCUACAUGUACACGGCCAGGGACGACGAGGACGACCUGUCAGACCCCGGGCUGGUGAUGACAGGGACCAAGUGUGGAGAUGGGAUGGUUUGCAAGGACCGCCGGUGCCAGAACGCCUCCCUUUUUGAGCUGGAAAAGUGCGUUUCCCGGUGCAACGGCCACGGGGUCUGCAACAGCAACAAGAACUGUCACUGUGACGCCGGCUGGGCUCCCCCCUACUGCCAGGAGCCGGGGCUGGGGGGCAGCGUGGACAGCGGCCCCGUGCAGCCCAACAACCACGAGGCCGCUUUGAUCGCCCUCCUCGUCGUCUUCCUCUUCCUCCUCCCAGCCCUGACCAUGAGCAUCUACUACUGGUACCGCAGGGAGAACUCCCUCCUGAACAAAUGGAUAAAGGAGAUGAGGAAGAGGAGCCAGGAGGCCUACAGGAACAAAUCCAUGGGUCGGAAGUCAAGCAACGGCCACCCCAAAGCUGCCUUCACCUUGAGGAACAUUUCCACCUCCAACCACACUGAUAAAGUGGCACGGGCGGCGUUCCUGCCCAAAUCCUGCGCUCACCACCCCGGCUCUCAGCCCGUCAACGUGGUCCACCCUCUGCGCCCGGCCCCGAAUUCCGUCGCCCCGCGGCCCAGAGACCCCAAACCUGCCAGGCCACCCCCGCCGGUCACCAGGUCACCCUCAGCGGUCACCAGGUCACCCUCAGUGGUCACCAGGUCACCCCUGGGCCACUCCAAAGCCGGCGGCUCCCAGGCCAAGCUCCCGCCUCCCAGGAAACCUCUUCCCUGCAGCCCCGUGAGGACCCCACAGGUGGUCCCAAAGCAGCAGCCCCCGCGUCGGCCCCUCCCUGGGAGUCCUCUCCUGGCCAAAGAACUGCCUCCUGCCCAUGGACAGACCCUGCUGGUCAUGGUCCCUCCUACCAACUUCCAACCGGCGGGGACGAGCGCCACGAGCCACCCCACGAGGCCCCUGAAACCGAUGCCACCUCAAAGGCCAGUCCCAGCCAUCAAAGUCCAAUCAACCUCCUUCCCCUCCAAGAAGUGACAAUCCAAGGCCACCUGAAGCCCGUCCUUCCUGAGCUGGCUCUCCUGAUUUGCACUGCUCUGCCCACAGGGGUCCUUCAUUCCCCUCCUUUUAUUUGUCUUUUGAUACCAGAGGACUAUUUUUAUAAGACAGAAUUUGUAUUCAGCACAAAAACUGGGGGGUGGGGAGGUGGGGAGGAGAGGGGAAACUGGUACUAUGACUUCACUGAAGGUUGGAGGUGGGGUUUCCACGGUGGACAUUCCAUCCUGGCAUUGCUUCCCGGCCAAUUUGCCUCCCAGCUCUGGUUUCUCCCUGACAUUGCACAUGGGCUGGGCUGGGGUGACCCGAGGGGCACGAGGACGUCCAACACUGAUGGAAGAUGCUGGUGACAGUGUAAUGUCCUUCUAGCUACCUCCUCCUUCUCCUCCUGGUGAGACCCCCCCCUCCACCACCACCCACUGCCACCAGAGCUCCAUGCUGGGGCAUCCUCUCCAGGGAGAGACAUUUGCCACGAGAGAAACACGAUUUCCAGCUUGGAUUGGGACAUUUCCACGAAGGAUCCAAGUUCUCAGGCUCCUCCUGCCCCUCCUGUCCGAUUGCACAAGGUGACAACCCUGGGGUCACCUGGAAGGAGCAGCCUCCUGGGAAGUGUUUCAAUGCCUCAAGUGCUGGUGGCACCAGCGGGUCACCAGGGUGCUUUCAGGGGGCUCAGGAGCCCCCCCCACAAACGUUGCCUGUUCCCUGCUCGUGGGCCAAGCCCAGCAGUGGCUCCUGGAGCUGCUGACACUCUGCUCUCCCAAUGGGAUGAGGAGCAGGAAAACCUCCUGCCCGUGUCAUCGGCUUGUCCAGAGGCCUCGGCCGAGCCGCUGCGUUUCUCUGUGCCUCAGUUCCCCCCGUGUGGAAAGGGGGGAGGUGAUAACCUACCUCACAGGGGUGUUGUGAGGUUGAACAAACUCAUGUCUUGAAAGGGCUUUACAAUCCUCAGAUCAAAGGUGCUGUUGACCUUGCACAGUUUUGUGCCACUUUUCCUGUGACUUGACACGCGGCUCUAUCAGGGUCUGAAACGAGAACAAAGACUUUCUACAGUC